Molecule: messenger RNA, 2279 nt
Organism: Ectocarpus sp. CCAP 1310/34
Lineage: Eukaryota; Phaeophyceae; Ectocarpales; Ectocarpaceae
Source: the annotation of a GenBank genome assembly
UAUAUAUUUUGCGGCAGUCCGUGUUUCGCUGCAGUCCGUGUUUUGCUGUAGGCCGUGUUUUGCGUUGGGUUGCAUGCCUAACGCACACAAGAGACUAGAUCAGAGAGCUAUGGCGGAUUCCAUGGAGCUUUCGUCGGAUGUGCCGCCGGCCUCUGCGGCGCUGACGGCCGAGUUCGUCGCGGAGCAGAGCUCAAGCUUCGAUGCGGACCCCAAGCUUCGCCUCGCUCAAAACGCAGUCACACGUUCGGAUGUGAGGGAUGUCCUGAUGCGCCGGGACGUUAGCAAUAGCUUCAACCACCACUACAGCGUCAAGGUCGCACAGGAGUGCAAGGUGACCGACCAGAAGCGGACGGGCCGUUGCUGGAUAUUCGCGGCGCUCAACGUCAUGCGGCUCGGGAUUAUGAACAAGUUUAGCCUGGCGGACGACUUCGAGUUGUCGCAGAGCUACCUGUUUUUCUGGGAUAAGUUGGAGAAGUGCAACUACUUCUUGGAGAACGUGCUGCUCACCAAGGACAAGCCCCUGGAUGGCCGCCUGCUGCAGCACCUCCUCAAGGAGCCCAUCUGCGACGGGGGCCAGUGGGACAUGGUCACCAACCUCAUGGGCAAGUACGGUGCCGUGCCCAAGAGCGUCUUUCCCGAGAGCAAGACCUCGAUGAAUUCCGUCUGGGUGAACCGAUUCCUCACGGCCAAGCUGCGGGAGUACGCGCUCAGGCUGAGGGGCAUGGCGGGAAAGGGAGCGGUCGAGGCGGACCUGCACAAAGCAAAGGCCGACAUGAUGGCCGAGGUGUACAAGGUUCUCUCCGUGCACUUCGGAGCAGUGCCAAAGCCGGACAGCAAGUUCGAGUGGGCCAUUACAAACAAGCACAAGGCCUUCAAGCGCGAGGAGCACACCCCGCUGGGGUUCUACAGGGACCUGGUGGACACCAAGGCCGACCAGAUGGUGUCCAUCAUCCACGACCCGCGAAAUCCGUACCGCAGGUCGUACUCCGUUAGCUACCUGGGAAACGUCGUCGGCGGGGACAUCGUUCGAUACAUCAACCUGCCCAUCGAGGAGCUCAAGCGGUACGCGGCGGCAACGCUUGAUGGGGGACAGCCCUGCUGGAUGGGGGUGGACGUGUUCAAGAGCUACCACAUUGAGCUCGGCAUCCUGGACACCGGGAUGUACGACCACGACCUUGUCUACGGCGUCAGCCCAGGCAUGACGAAAGAGGAGCGUCUCAGGAGUGGGGAGAGCCUGAUGAGCCACGCGAUGGUCUUCACCGGCUACGACAAGAGGGAUGGAGAGAACAUCCCCAACAAAUGGAGGGUGGAGAACAGCUGGGGUGACACGAGGGGCAACAAGGGCUACUUCCUCAUGACGAACGCGUGGUUCGACGAGUAUCUUUUCCAGGUGGUGGUAAACAAGAGUCUUUUGGAUAAAGACCUACUGCCACUGCUGACAGACGAGCCCACCAUGCUGCCCGCGUGGGAUCCGAUGGGCAGCCUCGCGUCCGUCGGCAGACAAGAACAUCAACAGCAGGACGGAGGGGGGGGGUUGCGCAUGAGAGAAGGGAACGUCGCGGAUCCGCGUUGCCGAAUUUGAGAGGAACGACUCAUGGUUGGCCGCCGUUGUGCUUCAUUGUUCUAGGGAGUCGGACGUGCAGGAACCCUACAGGCAGCGUCAUCACCAUCAAUCGCCGGGGGCGUCGUGGUUACGAUUUUGUUGGUUCAAACGUUUUUUUUUGGUCUGGUGUCAUCGCCUGCCUAGGUACGGCGUGCCUGUCGAGAGGAGCGGGCGUGUGCCGACACACAUUAAUUCUACAGCAGUACCGGCAUCUUGGUGGUCGCGUUACGUUCGUCUUGUUCUCCGAAGGCUGUAACGCUUCAACGAGAAAGAGUUUUCAAUUUAGUACUAGAUUGGUGUCUUGGCUAUUUCGUCUGUUUUUCGGCGGGGAGGGAGGAUUGUGCGAUGGCCAGUUCAAUGUUGUCCGGGGAAUGAUAUUUCCACACUUGUUUUUGGGUCCACGUGUUUUGGGAAUACACUUAUAUCUGCGAUUUGUGUGUUAUGGAAGGGGGGAUAAGAGCCUAAGACUAGCCCACACCCACAGCAGUCAUGAACGCCUCAUCGGCCGUUUGAAUCAUCGAUCGACCUACAUUAUAAUGGAUUUGAGAACAUAGUCUACAGAUGACGCCCGCACUUACGAAUCUCUAGUUUCCGCCGAGGCUGGGGUUCUUGUUUUGCUGACCAUCCAUUGUGGGCUUCAAAUGGCCGCUAAAUAGGUUUUAGUGUGGGGUUCUUA